Phasianus colchicus (ring-necked pheasant) is the source of this 1997-nucleotide messenger RNA. RefSeq names its product WD repeat domain 37 (gene WDR37). The record is from RefSeq and is a predicted model, not a curated record. Gene Ontology annotation, molecular function: protein binding. Lineage: Eukaryota; Metazoa; Chordata; Aves; Galliformes; Phasianidae.
GGCGCCGGGGCGGCGAGCGGGAGCCGCGCGUUGCUUCCGCCCACCGCCGGAUGUCGCCGCGAGGGCCGCUCAGCCGACGGGCGCGUCGUUGUCGGAGCGCGGCGCCGGGCUGCUCGCUGCCGCCGUUCCCCUCCCUUCCUCGCCUUCCUCCUCCUCCUUCCCCCGCCGCCGCCCGCAGCCCUGCCCCUUCCCGCCCGCCCGCCGGGGCUGACAGUUUAUUGUAGGAGCCUCUGUGAAGCUGUUUUUCUGAAGUAAUGCCAAUAGAAAGUGGAAGUUGUGCAUCUGCUCGCCAAGCAAAGCAGAAACGCAAAUCGCACAGUCUUUCGAUCCGAAGAACCAACAGUUCUGAGCAAGAACGGGCAGGACUGCAGAGAGACAUGUUGGAAGGGCAGGAUUCUAAACUACCAUCUUCUGUUCGGAACACACUCCUUGAACUUUUUGGACAAAUAGAGCGGGAGUUUGAAAAUUUAUAUAUUGAAAAUUUGGAAUUACGUAGAGAGAUUGAUACGCUUAAUGAGCGUUUAGCAGCCGAAGGACAGACAAUUGAUGGAGCUGAACUGAGCAAAGGACAACUGAAAACAAAAGCCAGCCAUAGUACCAGUCAACUUUCUCAGAAAUUAAAGACAACUUACAAGGCAUCUACUAGCAAGAUUGUAUCCAGCUUUAAAACUACAACAUCAAGAGCAAUCUGUCAGCUGGUAAAGGAAUAUGUUGGCCACAGGGAUGGAAUUUGGGAUGUCAGUGUUGCGAAAACUCAGCCAGUGGUUUUGGGAACUGCCUCUGCUGAUCAUACUGCUUUGCUGUGGAGCAUAGAAACGGGGAAGUGCCUUGUCAAGUAUGUAGGGCAUGUUGGAUCAGUAAAUUCGAUAAAGUUUCAUCCAACAGAGCAAGUGGCUCUUACAGCAUCUGGAGACCAGACAGCUCACAUCUGGAGAUACAUAGUACAGUUGCCUACACCUCAGCCAACUGCAGACUGCAAUCAAGUGUCUGGAGAAGAUGAAUUUGAGUUCUCAGAUAAAGAUGAACCUGAUGGAGAUGGAGAUGGUUCUAGUGAUUGUCCCACUGUCAGAGCCCCCUUAACUUCACUCAAAAGUCAUCAAGGAGUGGUCAUAGCAGCUGACUGGCUUGUUGGGGGGAAGCAAGCAGUGACGGCUUCGUGGGAUAGGACAGCAAACCUGUAUGAUGUAGAGACUUCUGAAUUAGUCCAUUCUCUUACAGGGCAUGACCAAGAGCUAACACAUUGCUGUACACAUCCCACCCAGCGUCUUGUGGUGACAUCAUCACGUGAUACAACUUUCCGUCUGUGGGAUUUCAGAGAUCCUUCUAUCCAUUCUGUGAAUGUCUUUCAGGGCCACACAGACACUGUGACAUCUGCAGUUUUCACUGUGGGAGACAAUGUUGUUUCUGGUAGUGAUGACCGCACUGUAAAAGUUUGGGAUUUGAAAAACAUGAGGUCUCCUAUUGCUACCAUUCGUACAGAUUCUGCAGUAAAUAGGAUUAACGUAUGUGUUGGCCAAAGAAUCAUUGCCCUUCCACACGACAACCGACAGGUUAGGUUAUUUGACAUGUCAGGAGUGCGAUUAGCACGCCUCCCUCGCAGUAAUAGACAGGGCCACAGAAGAAUGGUGUGCUGCUCAGCCUGGAGUGAAGACCACCCAAUAUGUAACCUCUUCACCUGUGGAUUUGAUCGUCAGGCUAUUGGCUGGAACAUCAAUAUCCCUGCUUUGUUACAAGAAAAAUGAAAUGCUGGAAGAAUUUUUGCAUUUUAUGUUGCUGUGGACUGCUGUACUUCUGCAGACUUCUCUGAAUACCGGUCUGCUAUUGGUCUAAAAGCUCUUCCUUAAUUGGAAACUUCAGCAGAUGUUGUUCUUGUUACCACAUUGUGCACAGUUUGCAUGAGUUGUACAGAAAAUGUGAUUUUUUUUUUUUAAAUUAGUUUGUCCUGUGUAUGAACUUUUAUAUUUUGGCAUCCACUGGUCAAUAUGUUCACUGUUGCA